This is a messenger RNA of Oryzias latipes (Japanese medaka), 3202 nucleotides long. It is a transcript of the gene olfcj1, whose product is annotated as olfactory receptor C family, j1. Gene Ontology annotation, biological process: G protein-coupled receptor signaling pathway. Gene Ontology annotation, molecular function: G protein-coupled receptor activity. Gene Ontology annotation, cellular component: plasma membrane. The record is from RefSeq and is a predicted model, not a curated record. NCBI's taxonomy places the organism in Eukaryota, Metazoa, Chordata, Actinopteri, Beloniformes, Adrianichthyidae.
UGUAAAAAACUCUUACAAUCUAAAUAUUAUGUUUUAUUACAUAUUAAUAUUGUGGUAAAAGCAGGGAUUUUAAUGGGUAGUACUUGUAAGCGUGUAAUAGGGCCUUUCUUCUGUCACUCACAAUCAAACACUGCCAUUGGUGGAAGACCUGGUGGCCUUUUGAUGUGAAGCUCCUAUAAUAUGAUAAGACUUUGCAGUGUUAAUCUUAAAACUGCGGACAUUAGGAGAGGUACAAUGCUGCUGAUAGCAGACCUGCUCCUUUUUUUUCUUGUGGCUGUGAGAGAAGGAAAACCUACGUGUCAAACGUAUGGGACCAAAGAACUGUCUUCAUUUUUCAAGGAAGGAGACAUUACUAUUGGAGGAAUUUUUUCUUUUCACCAAAGCCCAGUCACAGCGAGUUCAACUCUUGAACUCAACCCAGGUUCAAUCCAGUGUAAAGGGCUGGACCAAGGUGAACUUCAGUAUGCAUACACCAUGAUGUUUGCCAUAGAGAAAAUAAACAACAGCUCAGAGCUUUUACCAGAUGUGACACUUGGUUACAGAAUAUUUGAUUCUUGCCCCAGUAUCCCCUUGUCCAUCAGGGCAUCGUUAAGUCUCAUGAAUAUGUACAAAGGGGAGAAAAGCAGCUGUGAUAAACCCUCCAGCGUGCAUGCUGUCAUUGGGGAUACCACUUCCACCUCCACAAUAGGCAUAGCACGUACACUAGGACCCUUCCAUAUACCUGUGAUAAGCCAUUCAGCCACUUGUGCAUGUCUUAGUAACAGAAGAGAAUACCCUUCUUUCUUCAGAACCAUCCCCAAUGACAUUUUUCAAAGCAAAGCCCUCGCAAAGCUUGUGAAACAUUUCGGCUGGUCUUGGGUGGGAGCCAUAAGAACAAAUAAUGAUUAUGGAAAUGGUGGGAUGGCCACUUUUCUCGACUCUGCAAAAAAGGAGGGCGUGUGUGUUGAGUACUCUGUAGCCAUUUACAGAACUGAUCCCAGGAAGCACUUCUUAGAAGUAGUGAAUAUUAUCAAAAAAUCCACUUCUAAGGUAAUAGUGGCAUUUGCAGACGGCACAGACCUUGACAUACUUUUCAAAGAGCUGCAUGCUCAGAGUGUAACUGGCCUGCAGUGGGUAGGAAGUGAAGGGUGGAUUACAUAUCGACAAAUUGCCACUCCGAUGAACUAUGCUGUGGUCCAAGGAGCAGUUGGCUUUGCAGCAUUAAGUUCUCCCAUCCCUGGAUUACAGGAGUUCCUAAGAAACAGUAAGCCCUCAAUUACAGAAGGAAAUCAGGGGCUUGUGGAGUUAUGGGAGAUGGUAUUCAACUGCACCCUGAACUACAAAACAGAGGCUCAUGCUCAGGAUUAUGUAGCACCAUGUAAUGGGAUAGAGACUCUAAGGAACAUUAACCUGCCUUUCACAGAUGUGUCAGAUACCAGCCUACUGAACAAUGUUUACAAGGCCACAUAUGCCAUUGCUCACGCUCUGAACCUGCUAAUCAACUGUGAAAAUGGACAGGGGCCAUUUGAUAAUAAAUCUUGUGCUGAUAGGAAAAAUAUACAGCCGUGGCAGGUAUUGUAUUACCUGUCACGGAUACGUUUCACCGCUGACACUGGUGAGAAUGUGUUCUUUGAUGAUUUGGGAGACCCUGUAGCACGUUAUGCUCUGGUAAACUGGCAGAUAGAUGAAACAGGGCAAACACGGUUCCAAACCAUUGGUUACUAUGAUGCCUCCCGGCCUGAAGGUCAACAGUUUGACAUCAACCCAGGUGUGAGUGCUGUUUGGGCUGGAGAGAACCAUGAGGUGCCAAAGUCGAUUUGCAGUGAGAGCUGUUUGCCUGGAACUUUUCGGACUUUCAUUAAAGGCAAACCUAUCUGCUGCUUUGACUGCAUCCCCUGCGCUGAGGGGGAGUUCAGCAACAGUACAAGUGAGACUGCAGGAUUCGUAGUCUUUACCCUGCUGCUCGUUGCGUUUCUGCUGGGCAAAAUUCCGGCCAGCACUUCUUCGGCAUGUCUAAAAAUGUGUAAUGUGUACCGCUUAUUUAUCCUUGCAGAUGCUGUGAACUGUCAUAAAUGCCACCCUGAGUACAAAUCCAGUGAAGAGAGGACUAGUUGUGACUUGAAAGCUAUUGAAUUCCUCACCUUCACCGAGUUAAUGGGUAUACUGCUGGUUGCCUUCUCUAUCUUUGGUGCAUGCCUUGCGAUGAUUGUGGCUGUAAUAUUUUACCACCACAGAAAAACUCCUAUGGUCAAAGCAAAUAACUCUGAGCUGAGUUUCUUGCUGUUGUUCUCCUUAAGCUUGUGUUUCCUCUGCCCUUUGACCUUCAUUAGCCGGCCCACUAAGUGGUCUUGCAUGCUGCGACACUCCACCUUCGGCAUCAUCUUUGUGCUCUGCAUGUCGUGCGUCCUGGGAAAAACAAUUGUUGUUUUAAUGGCCUUCAAUGCUACAGUCCCAGGAAGUAACGUAAUCAAAUGGUUUGGACCUGUGCAACAGAGGGUCAGCGUCCUGACUUUCACCAUCAUCCAGGUCUUAAUUUGCAUUAUGUGGCUAACAAUCAAUCCUCCAUAUCCACACAAAAAUGUUAAAUAUUACAAAGACAAAGUUAUAUUGGAGUGUUCUCAUGGAUCGUCAUUGGGGUUCUGGGCUGUAUUAGGUUAUAUUGGGGUUCUAUCUCUGCUAUGCUUUGGACUAGCCUUUAUGGCCCGGAAGCUGCCUAAUAAUUUCAACGAAGCUAAGUUUAUCACAUUUAGCAUGUUGAUAUUUUGUGCUGUGUGGCUCACCUUCAUUCCAGCUUACGUCAGCUCUCCGGGAAAGUUUACUGUAGCAGUGGAGAUCUUUGCAAUCCUGGCUUCAAGUUAUGGGAUGCUCUGCUGUAUUUUUUUCCCAAAGUGCUACAUCAUUUUAUUUAAACCUGAGAAGAAUACAAAGAAACAUUUAAUGGGUAAAGAGACAAAAGCUAUUUAAAAUACUGUAUAUGCAAUGUUGCUACAGCUGAAUCAAUACUUUUUUGUUUUGUUUAGGCUUUAGUAAGGGAAAAACAUGUCUGUGACUAGUGUCAGAUUAAAAAAUCUAUUGGGUAAUUUAGGAAUAUAAAAAAUGUUUUGCACAGAUAUGCACUUUUUUUUAAAUAAUUAAACAUGUUAACAUCCCAUUGCAUAAAUGAGUUUUUUUUUCUAGUUAAAACAGAAUAUGCUUUUCUUUUUGCAUGUAUGUGAAAUUUGCA